AGGGCAGCGAGGGGCGGCGGGCAGCGGCACCGGGCGGGGCCGGCGGCAGCGACCAUGAUCGCUUUGUUCAACAAGCUGCUGGACUGGUUCAAGGCCCUGUUCUGGAAGGAGGAGAUGGAGCUCACACUGGUCGGGCUGCAGUACUCGGGCAAGACCACCUUCGUCAACGUGAUCGCGUCAGGACAGUUCAAUGAGGAUAUGAUCCCCACCGUGGGUUUCAACAUGCGCAAAAUCACCAAAGGGAAUGUGACCAUCAAGCUCUGGGACAUUGGGGGACAACCCCGAUUCCGCAGCAUGUGGGAGCGCUACUGCCGAGGAGUGAGUGCCAUCGUGUACAUGGUGGAUGCCGCUGACCAGGAGAAGAUUGAGGCCUCCAAGAAUGAGUUGCAUAACCUACUGGACAAACCCCAGCUGCAGGGCAUCCCGGUCUUAGUCCUGGGUAACAAGCGGGACCUCCCAGGAGCGUUGGAUGAGAAGGAGCUGAUUGAGAAAAUGAAUCUUUCUGCCAUCCAGGACCGAGAGAUCUGCUGCUACUCCAUCUCUUGCAAAGAAAAGGACAACAUUGACAUCACCUUACAGUGGCUUAUUCAACACUCAAAGUCACGGAGAAGCUGAGACUGCAGUCCUUCCCCCUCGGACCAGGGACCUGCUGUCAUCCAAACCCGAAGUCGCGCUCCCCGCCCACCCCACCGUCCCCCAUAAGCCCGCCGCUCCUCACUCAGCGUGGGGAGGGGCCCUCUGGGGAUCCCAGAGUCCUGUUCUGCUGAGAUUUGAACUCCUGAUUUUAUUGUAAAAUAAACUGCUCCCAUUCUGGGCCCCCUAACCUUUGGCCCUCCCCCCUUCUCUCUGCCCUUUGCCCCCCCUGCUUCCGUUCCCUUAACAGCCCAGGCCCCACAGCCCCUGCCCUCCUCUCUCCCGUGUCCCGCCCCUACGCUGCCCUUUUCAACACUCUUCUGUUAUUGUCCUGUGUGUACAGUAUAUAUAUGUAUAUAUAUUUUAAUUUUUUAAUUUAAGCAAAGACUAAAAAUCAACCAUUUGAUGCUGCAGGGGCCCGUCAGGCUCUGGGAGGGGGGCGGUGUGGGAAGAAGGCAAGAGAGGCAGGGCUGGCUCCGGGCAGGUCGAGAUUGGGAAGGCGAGAGCUAGCAUCUGGGGCAGGUGCCAGCCUGGGCACUGGUGACCGUCCCCAUGUCCCGUUUGUUUCCACUUCCCAGUCUGGCUUAUCCCUGCCGUGCUUGAAUGUCACAGGCCGACAGGAGCCUCCAGAGGCGCCCCUCUCUGCCCCCAGUCUCAGUAGGGCCACUGGGCAUACCCGAAUGCCGGAGAGAUCACCGGCCAACAGGAAGCCAGCGUCCACAUGACCCCAGGAGCACGUCCCGCCCGCUCCCGGCUCCAGCUCCUGCCCCUUCCUAGGGCCCGCAACUCCAUGGGCCACCUCAUUUUCUGUUCUCGUUUUGCAGAGUUGCACAAGGAGAGAACUCAGCAUGGGGGGUUGGUUCUUUGGGUUUUGUUUUCUGUUCGUUUAUUUGUUUAAUUUAAUGAUUUAUAAAGUGAUGUUCCUCUUCCUUUUUUACACUUUUAGCUCAUAUUUAACCUCUGUUUGGAAAAUGAUUCUUGUAAUUGUACAUUUUUUUGCCUCCUAACAACAAGAAUAAAAUGACCAGUUUUGUGUUG
This is a messenger RNA of Neogale vison (American mink), 1671 nucleotides long. It is a transcript of the gene ARL8A, whose product is annotated as ADP ribosylation factor like GTPase 8A. The record is from RefSeq and is a predicted model, not a curated record. Gene Ontology annotation, molecular function: GTPase activity; GTP binding. Gene Ontology annotation, biological process: anterograde axonal transport; protein transport. The transcript has 7 exons. Bases 55 to 615 code for a protein of 186 amino acids. Gene Ontology annotation, cellular component: lysosomal membrane. Lineage: Eukaryota; Metazoa; Chordata; Mammalia; Carnivora; Mustelidae.